Magnolia sinica is the source of this 3894-nucleotide messenger RNA. RefSeq names its product protein ROOT PRIMORDIUM DEFECTIVE 1. Bases 98 to 1498 code for a protein of 466 amino acids. NCBI's taxonomy places the organism in Eukaryota, Viridiplantae, Streptophyta, Magnoliopsida, Magnoliales, Magnoliaceae. The transcript is spliced from 2 exons. Gene Ontology annotation, molecular function: RNA binding. The record is from RefSeq and is a predicted model, not a curated record.
CAUUCAAUUCCCUCUCGCAAAAUCAAAACACUCCCACCAAAACCCUACAAAAACCCGACACGCAUUUCCGGCCUUUUUCAACGGAAUAAAGACAAAAAUGCCCUCAAUCCUCCAACUCUACUCCAAAUACAGAGCUUCUUCCAUCCAUCUCUCCCAUCCGUCCAUCACCUCCAUACAUCUCCGCCUCUUCUCCCAAUCAACAUCCCUCCCGAAGAAGGUCCAGCGCGUCCGCGACCAUGGCUUCGACGGCUACAUGGAAAUCCACAAGAAGAUAAUCAAGACCGUCAAAUUCCAGUCCCUGAUCCUGUCCCAGCCCGACCGCACCCUCUGCGUGGCCCGCCUCGACUCCUUGGGCCGCCGCCUCGGCCUCAAGCAAUACGAAGCCGGCUCCUUCAUCCUCAAGUACCCCCACGUCUUCGAUAUCUACGAACACCCCGUCCAGCGCAUCCUCUGGUGCCGCCUCACCCGUUCCGCUCUUCUCCAGAUCGACGUCGAGAACCGCGCCCUCCAAUCCCAGCUCCCUGACGCCGUCAUCCGCCUCCGCAAGCUCAUCAUGCUCUCAAACACCAGCCGCCUCCGCCUCGAGCACAUCCGCAUCGCCCGCCACGACCUCGGCCUCCCUGAUGACUUUGAAUUCUCCGUCGUCCUCGCCAAUCCGAAUUACUUCCGCCUCUUCGAGGACAAGGAUCCCCGGUCCAAGUUUGUUGAGAUCGUUGAGCGGGACCCGGACCUGGCUGUCUGCUCGAUGGAGAGGAAGAGAGAAAGGGAGUACAGAGAGAGAGGCUUAGAUGCCGAGGACAUCAGGUUUUCUUUCAUAAUUAACUUCCCACCUGGGUUCAAAAUUGGGAAAUAUUAUAAGAUUGCAGUUUGGAAGUGGCAGCGGCUGCCAUACUGGUCUCCGUAUGAGGACGUGUCUGGUUAUGAUCUGAGAUCAAUCGAGGCUAAGAAGCGGAUGGAGAAGCGGGCUGUCGCGACGAUCCACGAGAUUCUAUCACUGACAGUGGAGAAGAAGAUGACAUUGGAGAGGAUCGCGCAUUUUAGGUUGGCGAUGGAUCUCCCCAAGAAGCUGAAGGAGUUCCUGCUUCAGCAUCAGGGGAUAUUUUAUAUCUCAACGAGGGGGAAUCAUGGGAAGCUGCAUACAGUUUUCCUUAGGGAGGCAUAUCGAAAGGGGGAACUGGUGGAGCCAAAUGAACUGUAUCUGGCGAGGCGGAAGCUGGCGGAAUUGAUAUUGAGGAGCCCACGGAAGGCGAAUUUGGACCCAUUGUUGGUGCAUUUUAGGGGGGUUGGAGAGGGCGAUGGCGAGGCGGGGAGUGCUGGAAAAGACUAUGGUGAGGAUCAGUCUGGAAAUGAUGGGAUGCGUAGUGAUGGAGAAGGGAGAGAGGAUUCAUAUUCAGAUUCGGCUUUAGGUUCUGAUUCCGAUUUUGAUUCAAAGCUUAUAGAGAGCGGUGGCAGUAAUUGUGAUAGAACAGAUGAAUAUGGUCGGAUUGGCGAUGAAUGAGAGGAUUGGAGAGGUGAUGUGAUUUGAUGGGAUUUUUUGAGUGCUGUUGGUUUGAAUCUUUGAACUCUUUUGCUAGCCGGUUGCUUUGACAAUGACGAUGACAAUGACGAUGAUCUAUCGUUACUUCUGUAUUGGGUUUGUAUGGGGUCUUGAGUUCCUUGUUGUGUUUGGGGAUCUUGCAAAAGAGAAUUCGGUCAGGUUAAAGGGACGGGUCGGCAUCAUUUCUGCAGUGGAUGGUUCAAUCCACACCCUCGGAAAAAGUUAACAUUGGAUUCGUUGUGUAGGAAUAUUUGCAGGCCUCUAGCUGAUUUGGGCACUGAACUCCGUUUGAGAAUUUCACACCCCAGUUGGACCUUGUGGUGCCAAUAUCAACAUGGCAUGAAGUCAGUAAUUUGAUAACUUAUGCAACUGGGAAGGUCAGAACAUCCACUUCAAUGCUUUUAGUCUCAUUUUGAAAGUCUCAUUUUGGGGUUGAAGAAGCUCUUUGCUAGGCUGAGUAGUCAAUUUCGAGGUGGAAGAAACAUAAUGCAGCUGACUCAGCUUCCUCCAACUCUCUUACACAAGACUAUGGCAAACCAUGGCUGUUUGUUCUCCAUAAAGUAUAGAUUUCUUUUAGUUUCAAAGGAGAUCGCAGCUUCAACAGAAGGUUAAAAAGCAGCUGGAAGCAGUUUUGAUCCAGGAAGAUAUUUAUCUACACCGCCACCCAAUUAUUCUUUAUCUGUGGAGCAUUCCUGAUAUGAUUGAGGAAGUGUGAGUCCUGGGUAGGGGUGCAGAGAUUUCUUUCUCACUAGUGAAGAGGAGAGACGAAUAACGAGGCUGACUCGCUUGCUAAUUUAGUGUUGAAUUAAAUAUGUCUGUCCUGAGAUGAGCUUUUUGGUUUCUGCCGCUGCCUGUGAUGCAUCUGCUUUUAAGCCAUGUUAGCAUACCAUGGAUUCCAUUCUAAACAAUGAAAAGAAAAAGGGUCUUCCUUUGAUGUGACAAUUCACUUGUUUGGAUAACAGAGAAAGGGAUGGAUUUUGCAAAGCAAUCAUUAUAAUUUUCUUUAAUUUGGAUUCUUGGCAUAAGAAACUAGGUGACAGUUGUGGGAGUAAUAUGAGAUUUCCACUAGCGAACCAAACAAAAACUCUAAAAUGAGAAUCCAUGUUUCAAUAGUACUUAUGAAAAUCACCAUUACAAUUUUCCUCAGUUUUUUGUUUUUGUUUCUCAGUAUCAGGCUAUGCUGCCCUACCUAUUGGUCUCUGUUUUUGUCUAGCUUUUGCUAGUGUUUUUCACGUUGGGCUGGUGGUGUUGCAGCCCUGUUGUAUUUUUAGUUUUUCUGGUUUCAAUCAAGUUAAACCAUUCAUGAAGAUGGCAUUUUGUUGAUGAUCAUAUGUAGGAAUUUACAGGGUUUGAUCCCUAGAUGGCACGUUUCAACAUUGAGGUCUCGAGUUGAGAUCGUUUUACCCAUCGAAAAAGGAAAAAAAAAAAAAAGUAGCAAUGUACAAGAGCCAAACACGAUCACACCAUUGACUUUAGGACAAGUUCCGCCCCAUGUACGUGUAAUGUUUCUCCCCACAGAAUGACCCCAGCUGGGAGUCCAAGAGAUUCUUGACUCUGAUUGCACUACCAGAUCUGAGUGGCAAGGAGAUGGAACUGGAUAUUUGUAACCUGGAAACUAGAAAAAAGCUAGUGGACAAACUUAGCUUCCAUUCGAGAUUUCCAAUGAGCAUUUUUGGCUGUUUAAUGGCUGAUAUGAUCUUGCUGCAUUGCACUUCAAGGUUAACAAAUCAAAAGCUUUUGUUUUCAAGCUCUGAGAGCUCCACAUGGAUGACUUUUAAUGAAUGAUCUAGAAUGCAUGAAUGGUUUGCUGGGAAGAGAGUGUCCUAACUGUUGAAAAUCUUAUAGAAUUUGAAAGGGACCAGCACAUGAAAGUGGCCCUCAUAUCUGAAAGCAUGAUGCAACAUAGAACUAGCUUGAAGGAUGGAGUCUGGGCUGAUUUUUAUAUGCAUUUGACAUUGCCAGUAGUAAACUGUAGGGAGAUUCCAAAGGGCUGAUAAUGCAUUGGGAGUGGCAAAAAAAAAUAUUACUGCACGGCAUAGUGAACAUGUAUCUUUCUCAAACAUCUCAAUGUUCUGGUGGAAGAUUCUCCCUGGCAGUAGCCUUAGCUUUGAAAUUUCUGAGAUUGCACUCUUGCUGUAUGAUCCACACUGCCAAGAGGAAGCAAAGUUUUCCAAGAACCUCUCCCACUUGAUAGGAAGAGGCGUUCGAAAUAAAACUAGGAAUUUCAUUGGAAAUAUCUUCUACAAUAUAAGGGAUUUAAUCCAACCAGUGAAGUACAUUCAAAGAACAGAUGAUUACACUCUCACUCGUACUGUAACAGAAAACACAAUCAUCAUUUUGGAUAAUAUGUAUGCUUU